AUGUAUGACGAUGAUGAGGAAGAAUUAGAACUGUUACGACAGUAUGAAGAAGAAAACAUUGUGGGAGAUGGUCAAGACACAUACUCUAGUGAAGAGAUGGAUAGCGAUUUAGAAGAAAAGAUCUUGAGCGUGACCCAUUAUGAUGUGGGUGUAGACAAGAAAAAGAAAAAGACUGAAUCUACAGCAACUGAACGAUCAACACCAACAGCACCCGUAUCAGCACCUGAUGCUAGAGGUAGAGUAUUGCCCAGUAAAUCAGCGCGUCGCACUGUGAGCACAGUCCAUGCACCUAUAGAUCUUGAUCGAAAGAGGGCUGACUUCUCUGCUGCCAGUGAGCUUAAACUUAAUUCUUCAGAUGAGGAAGGAGAGUACAGAUCAGAAGAGGAAAAAGAAAAGGAGAUGGCUGAUGUAGCUGUCUCAGACUCGUCUUCUGAAGAAGAAGAAAUAAGGGAAGCACCUCCUCCAGUGACAAGACAUAUCAAUUUGGAUGAUAAGCAGUACAUGGACGAUGUGGAGACCUCUGAGGAAGAGCGUGAACUUGGUGCUGAGCUUCGUGUGCUAAUUGAUGAUUCCAUACAGGCACGUGGUGGCCAAAGUAGAUUGGGUCGUCCUCCUAAUGCACGAGUGAUUAUCUGUUAUAGAUGCAAACAACCUGGACAUCAGCAACAGUACUGUUUGAUGUGUACAGAGUGUGGUUUGAAGCAUAGAGGCCCAUGUAUGUGGCCAAGGUAUUGUAAACUAUGCAAAAUGGACGAUCACUAUAAGGAGGACUGUAGAGGAAAGAGAGAAACACGCGACUGUGAAAUAUGUGGCGAUAAAUACCAUAAUACAGAGAUUUGUACUAAGAUGCUACAUAUUUAUGAUGGUGAAAAGCCUGCAAGUAAAAAUAUGACCAUAUUUUGCUACAAUUGUGGUGACUAUGAUCACUUUGGUGAUCAAUGCCGCAGAUAUGCUUAUAAUUCGAUUAUACCGUCUGUAUUUAGUGAACAAAGUAUAAACUACAGCGAGCUCAACAAGAAUAGAAAGAAAUCAAAUAAACGAAAACGAAGAGAGCAUUAUUACUUUGAGAGUGAUGAUGAUGAUGUUUCUAGGAAAAAGUCAAAGGGUUCAAGAGAUUAUCGACACGCAAGCAGUAGUAACAACAACAAUAAUAAUAACAGCAAUAGUAGUAGUCAUCGCAUGUAUAACAAAGGAAGCCCUAGCAGUUCCAGUACCACCUCUUCUGUCUAUAGUCGAGACGAAGGUAAAAAGCGAAAGAAAGGAAAGAAAGUAUUGGAUGAUUUCUUUGGAAAGCAGAAAGGAAACAGGUCUCAUGGGUCAAAUCAAGCCAUUACUGGAAAUAGUAAUUGGAAAGCCAUCAACAAUUACAUGAAUUCGCUUCCUCAGCCAUCAAGGUCAGGCACUGUUCAACUAAAUAAGAAUAAGAACAAUAGAGAGAGAGCGGACCUUCCAAAACCUAGUAAAAGUGGAGUCAUUGACUUUUAA
Rhizopus microsporus ATCC 52813 is the source of this 1485-nucleotide messenger RNA. RefSeq lists its product as uncharacterized. The record is from RefSeq and is a predicted model, not a curated record. NCBI's taxonomy places the organism in Eukaryota, Fungi, Mucoromycota, Mucoromycetes, Mucorales, Rhizopodaceae. The transcript is spliced from 7 exons. Bases 1 to 1485 code for a protein of 494 amino acids. Gene Ontology annotation, molecular function: nucleic acid binding; zinc ion binding.